UUACAAAUUACUACCUCCCUCGACUUGAUACUUUCCCAACUUUUUCCAAUUUUUCUGUAAAAUGGUCGCUCGUUUUCUUUUUGGUCUUGUUUUCGUGGGCAUGUGCGCUGUGGCCUUGAGUUUCCAGGGCAAAGCGACGUUCUACACUCCGGCGAUGGGAGCCUGCGGAAAGGUCAACCACGAAGACGAGAUGGUGGUGGCCGUCAGCAAGGCGCAGUACGGAGUGCACAGCAACCCCAACAACGCGCCCGUCUGCAGCAAGUGCGCCCUGGUCAAGGCGGUGGAAUCCGGUGAACAGGUCAAGGUCAAGGUGGUCGAUCAGUGCAAUGGAUGUGCCAGCGGCGCCAUCGAUCUGUCCCCGGCCGCCUUCGAGAAACUGGCUGACAAGGACCUCGGCCACAUCGAGGUCACCUGGAACUACGUUAAGUGCUAAAUAAACUGUUCGCAGUUCUGCGCUUACCUUAACUGAUACUUUCCGGCCUGAAUGAUGCUCGGUUCUGCUCUACUUUGCAUAGUUUUAGCUUUCUUUAAUUAUUUGCUUGAGUUGUUAGUUUCUUAGAUUCUUCGGAUUUAUUGGCAGUACUGGGCUGUCUUGGCGUUAGCGUUAUAUGAAUGGUGUUACCAUGAAAAUUCC
Paramacrobiotus metropolitanus is the source of this 634-nucleotide messenger RNA. Its product is annotated as papain inhibitor-like. Bases 62 to 433 code for a protein of 123 amino acids. NCBI's taxonomy places the organism in Eukaryota, Metazoa, Tardigrada, Eutardigrada, Parachela, Macrobiotidae. The record is from RefSeq and is a predicted model, not a curated record. The transcript has a single exon.